This is a messenger RNA of Entrophospora candida, 942 nucleotides long. NCBI's taxonomy places the organism in Eukaryota, Fungi, Glomeromycota, Glomeromycetes, Entrophosporales, Entrophosporaceae. The record is from the annotation of a GenBank genome assembly.
AUGGUGUUAAGGAACUUCUGUCAAGUUUUUCAACUUAAUAAAACACCGUUACUUAGAAGUUACAGCUUAAAAAAUUUUCACCAAAAAGCACUUUAUGCAACACACCAUAAUCUUUCCAAAGUCAAUGAUAUUUACGAGGGAAUUAGGAAUCAUGAUAGAUAUUACUUGGCAAAGGCAAUAACAUUAGAUCAUAAAAGCCAAUCACAACAAUUGCUUUCUAUGAUUAUUGAUUCACAGAAGAAUACAAAGAAUUCAACUGGGGAGAUAAAAACAUUUAGAAUUGGCAUUACUGGUCCACCCGGUGUUGGAAAAUCAACUUUUAUUGAAAAAUUUGGAACUUUUUUGGUCGCAAAAGGACAUCGAAUAGCUGUUUUGGCUGUUGAUCCAUCAUCGUCUCGUACAGGUGGGUCAAUUUUAGGUGACAAGACGAGAAUGCCCGAAUUGUCAUAUAAUAAUGAUGCUUAUGUCCGUCCAUCACCAAGUCGUGGCACGCUUGCUGCGGGUUAUGAUAUAUGCAUUAUUGAAACUGUUGGUGUUGGUCAAUCAGAAACAAUAGUAUCCGAAAUGGUUGAUAUGUUUGUGUUAAUGGUGCCGCCUGCAGGUGGUGAUGAAAUACAAGGUUUGAAAAAAGGGAUCGUUGAAGUAUCUGAUUUAGUUAUUGUAAAUAAAGCCGAUGGAAUUUUGGCACAGUCUGCUAGAGAAGCAGUUAUUGAAUAUACUAGCGCAUUAAAAUAUCUUCGACCAAGCACACCUGUCUGGAGACCCAAAGUUACAAGCGUAUCUUCAAAGACUAAUGAUGGAAUCGAAAAUACUUGGAACGUCAUGCAAGAGUAUUAUAAUUCAAUGAAGGAUUAUAGUGAACUAGCAAAGAAAAGAGGUGAACAAAGAAAACUGUGGAUGUGGCGUCAAAUUACAUCAGAAAUUUUGGAGAGGUAUAAAUGA